AUGGCUUGCGUUGUUGGAGACUCUUUGAAUGUUCAGUGGAAAUUAAAUGAAGGCAAAGGUACCGUGGAUAAGAGAGGAAGAGUAUUCCUCACGCGGUUCGAAACAGCUCUUUUAGGUGCUUCUGGUGCAGAUGAAGAUUUUACGGAGGAGAGCACAGAAGGACAUGUUGUCGUCCACUUGAAUGCAGACCUUUUGCAUAGAAUCAAACAAGAACCAGUGGACAGCGGUGAAACGCCUGAACUUACAUGUGUCGCCUUACAAAAGGAUUCCAACGACAAUACUUUUCGGGAAACGCUUUUGAACGAAAGCAGACCUGACCCAAGCAAUGAUGACCGAGGAUGCGCAAGUCCUACCAUCCCAAUGAUGAAUGAAACAUCUGCUGAGAAUGAGUCAGGAAUCAUAAAUGAAACAAUUUCUCCUUGCAUUGGGGCCUCACCUGCCACAGCUACGACUCGAUCUCGAAGGAGCGUGCGUAAGCGCUUUUCAGUGCAGCGAUCAUCACCCGAAAUUGGAGUUAGUUCCUCUUCCACUUAUCAUAAUCUAAGCGUAAGCAAGCAAUCAAAGAAUGCGUUAUCAAUCAGAAGUGGUCAUAGAAAGAGAACAAAUACUGUGAAUCAACCUGCCUUUUCAAACCAGCUUGUCAGCGAAGGAAGCCUUGGUUCGACCGAUGCAUGUGACAUAACUGGUGAUGCCAGCGAUUUGUUCAAGCGUCGAUUCCGCAAGAUGCUUAAGGACUUGGUGGCUAAACGUAUGUUAAAAUUGCAACAUUCGGCAGUUUAUAGCGGUACUGUUUCAGCUUUAAGGCGCAAGGUGGCGAUUCUUGAAAGAAGAAACAUGCAGCUGGAAGAUAAAGCAGAGAGACUCCAGACAUCCAUGAUGAAUCUCCACAACGAGAAAGAGAAAAGGGCGACUAAGACUGUGUCACGUGGUACUCAAGUCUCUAUGGGAAUGAUCUUGAGUCGAGCAUGGUCUGCCUGUCAAGGGAUAGACAAAGCUUCAUCAUUUGCCUCAGAGGAACGUGGGUCCUUGGCCAUUCCCGGAGAUGGCCCUGUCAUUAUCAAAGUUUGCGGGAAACAGGUAAAUGAUGCAUCUGCGCGUGUUCAAAUACCAAAGCUUUCUGAGAUAAUGCGAGAGAAUACGUCGCAGCAACAGGUAGAAUCACAGCAGUAUACGCAUUCUCCCCAAACAGACAGUGCGCUACCCAAAAUUCAGCACGUUUCUUCUGGCAGCCUCCUUGUACCACAACAGCCUCGUCAACAACCUUGUGAUUUUAUACUUCCGGAACAUCGUCUUCUCUCAAACCAAACACUUAUUUCUCAAGGUAAUAGGGCCAGGCCUUUGCAAGAUCCAAACUUGCCCUCGCAAAGUUCGGGAAUAAACAAUUUACCUGUAAAUCGUGAGGUAGUAAUGGUGACAGAUCAGCCAGCACAACUUUCUGGUUUCAUAGGUUCCUGGCCAAGUAACUCUUCCUCUUCUGCUCAGCAGCAUGCAACCGGACCAGUAAAUCGAAUUGCCACAGUUCGUCCUCAGCAGUUCAUUCCGUCCUCGGCAAACAUUUCAUUAGCUCAAAAUGUUCCACCGCAAGCGGCUCAAAUGCCAACCCUACCUCGACCUCGGCUGGAGUCAAUGAAUCUUCCAAUACCGAAAGAUAACACAGCUAAUAUAUCCACAAUCAUCAGCCAAAUUCUCCCGCCAGUCCAUCAAACUGACUUGUCAUCAUCAAGGCCUGCAAUGACGCAGACUCAGAGUGGAAAUGCACGUACUGCAUCAAUGUCAAGUACUGUAGGUAGACGUCGACGACCUCCAGGUGGCUGCUUCUGUUGCCCUCCGGAUCCGAAUCAAAGACAUACAGUUGGAAAUCAAAAUCCAGUACGAAGCGGAGACGAUUUGCGCUUGCAUCCAGGAAGUAAUCACGAAGCAACUCGUGGGCAAUUUUCUACCACGAACCAAGUGUCACCUUCUAUAUGUACAUCUGGUGCUCGUACUCAGGGGAGUUUGUCGGAGUUGCAGCCUUUGCCUUAUCCACAACAGUUCUUUCCAGUCACACAAGCAUCGAACAAGUCAAGUUGUUCCGUUCCGACGGGAGAGCUUGCUAAUCAGAUACGCUCAUCCGGUCCAAAUCAUCACCAACGUCAAAAUGUUUUGCCAGGUCACGUGAACUCUCCAAGAGCCGGUAUGUUAUGCUCACAGGCCUUACCCACUAUUCCAGAGAGUAUAAGAAGUGCGCAUGGUAAGCAACUGACUGGAGGCCCUCCACUCCAAAUUUCUUCCCGGGCAGUGCCACAACAAUCGGAAAUACAGAUAUCUUCCAGCGUAGUCCAAAACCCUCUUAAUCAAGAGUGGUCCAGAAGUCAUCCCCGAGAAUCCAUCAGAGCUCCGGACCAACCACUUAGUCCUCUUAGUGGGGUUGAUUUGCAUCCAGCUAGUCACCCGGCACAACGGCAAAUGUUUCACUUUACUAAAGAGCAAAUUGCAUGUAAUAGUGAUGGUGGUUACGCGACGACAAUUCGCCAGUGCAGUUCUCAGCAGCAUCCUCAGCAACAGCAACAGUUGCCUACACAACCAUAUAUUCAAAUUCACCAACAACAGGUGCCCUUACAGCAGCAUCCGCCUCGUCAGGAACUGGAACAGCAACAGCAGCGACAACAACAGCAGCGACAGCAACCGCAGCAACAGCAACAACUACAAAAACAGUUGCACCAGCAUCCGAGGAGAGCAGGUUACGUGCCGCCCACUCCAAUACUUCCUAAGCCAGACUCAAGGGCACAUCAAUAUUGGCAACGCAACCCUCAAUUUACAGCAUCAGGUGCUUCGCAUUGUGGAACAUCUGUUCCACAACAGUUACCGGCUGCUCUUAAUACUGCAAGCUCCAGCAAUUUCUGUCUAAACCAGAGACCUCCCAUUCAAACACAAUUCCUUAGACCUUAUACUCCGCAUAAUGUAAGAAAUGGAGCCUAUUUGCAGCAACCAAUCCAACCGUCAGUCCAGCAAAAUCAAAGUAGUGUUCAAACAUCCUCAGCCCCAGUUUCGCAGCUCAGUGUUAAUAUGGUGCAGAUCUCGAAGUCAGUUUCCCUUCAAAGGGAAAGAACGGGUGCAGGAAGUACACAACAUAGUCAGACUUCGUACUCCUCUAACACACGAGCUUGUCUCCAUCCUAAUACUACACACUCGUCAUUACCACGCCAGAGGCCAAAUGAUUCGGAAAGAAACUCAGCAAGAGCAGCAAAAUCAAUCACACCCACGAUUUAUAACGCGGCGAACGAACACCUGCUUGAAAGAAGAACGUCUUUUACAACUCCAAGUAUAGCUACUACAUCAAUAAUACCGACCAAUAGCUUUCGAUCUGCCCCGCAGAGUCCAUCGAUGCCUUCAGAACCACUGCUAAACAGCCCGACCAAAACGUUGCUGCCUGCCACUCGUACACCUGAACCCAGAAAUAUACCAUUACGAAAUGCGCAAGGGUCGGAAUUGAAAGGCAAUGAAGCAAUAACUGACGAGGCAUCUUGCCCGGCUACAGCUUUGUCUUCUAGGACUGGUUUUACCACUCGUUUGUUACCUGUUCAGAACUUCGUAGGAAUGAAACUGUCAGACAAUUUUAAGAACGUGAAUAAUUCGGAGACGGAUGGAAACAAUAAACCGUUAGAUUCACAAAGAGAUGUUGCUGGCCAGAUCGUGAAUUUUUCAGAUAUAACAGAAAAGGGUGACAAAGAAGGCCCGCAACUUCAAAAAGACAAAGCUUCUUACUUAAAACCUAUUCUUGGUGUAGAGCAAAGUAGUAAUGGUAUCGUGUUGUCAUGGGAUCUAACCAGCAGAGAGUACGAAUCAAAAGUUAUUAAGUAUGAACUGUUUGUGACGACGGCUUCCAGCGAAUCAACAGGAUGGCAAAGUUUGGGUGUCGUGGACGCCCUUGCACUUCCCAUGGCUUGUACAAUGACGCAGUUUCUUCCAGGAGCCUCUUAUUAUUUUACAGUACGCGCUAUUACAGAUGUGGGUGACUGCGGUAGCGAGAUGUUUAGUCAUCCUUGCUCUAUAACUGUUCUCGAAAGUAAUCAGAACUCUUCCUCUGUUAGUCCCGUUUAAAUAACAGGGCCGUUUUUUAUUUCAAAAUCUCUCCUUCGCUAAGUGAUCUCUGAUUGUUGUCAAGAGUAACUAUUCAUCGAUCAAUAAUGUCAUAGACUUUGACUGAAACGGCAAAUGUGGUGAUUAUUAGAUGAGUCUUGACAUAUGCAACACUAACAUAGCUUUUGAAGAAAGGCCUGGGGCUUUAAACUGCGGGCUUUAUUAAGACGCUCAAAUUUAGAUUUAAACGAGAAAUUUGCUCAUUGGUUCACCGACAGGGUGAAGUUAGAUUGAUUUCUAUUUGUUAUGAAACGAUGCAGCUGUCAUUUCUACAGGGACAGUUGAUUCAAUAUCGCUUCUUGUCGUGGAGAAAUAUAUUAAAGGCAUUGAAGUAUUGACAAAAAAUAACUUCCUUUCCUUAUUAGGUUGAUCAAACAAGCUCGUCUCAGUGCCCUACUCUCUUUUCCUUCUUGUCUUUUCUUGUUCGACAGUUUUGGGUUUCACGAAUGAGCUUUUUUUAAUCGACGGAAUAAACUCACCAGUAGCUUUUAAGCCACACUAAGCAGCCUCCUU
Messenger RNA from Pocillopora damicornis (cauliflower coral), 4632 nucleotides. RefSeq lists its product as uncharacterized. Gene Ontology annotation, biological process: regulation of DNA-templated transcription. Gene Ontology annotation, molecular function: protein binding; transcription coregulator activity. The record is from RefSeq and is a predicted model, not a curated record. NCBI's taxonomy places the organism in Eukaryota, Metazoa, Cnidaria, Anthozoa, Scleractinia, Pocilloporidae. Gene Ontology annotation, cellular component: nucleus; transcription regulator complex.